Messenger RNA from Cylicostephanus goldi, 372 nucleotides. NCBI's taxonomy places the organism in Eukaryota, Metazoa, Nematoda, Chromadorea, Rhabditida, Strongylidae. The record is from the annotation of a GenBank genome assembly.
AUGCAAUCAAAAAACGACUCUGGAAAUCUCCUCGAAUGGCUGGGUGCUCCUCAGUGCGAAAAUGUCGUUUCUUUCGUUAUCGCUUUUAUUGGACGUGAACUAGUGGCUCAGUUUGUGGGAGCUGCUGUUGCGAUACGAGAUAAUGAGGAACCAAAUCUGUUUCUCAAUGACAACAAAGACGGGCAGAUAGCUGCUCCAAAUGAAAGGGUUCCCCUCCAGGUCCGACAUUACAAUGAAGCCCUUCGCCGAUGUAUAGGCUGGAGACGUCGCAAAGAUUUUUUAUUCGGUUAUCAUACUGACAAUGAAGAAGAAGGAUGUACUCCUGCGAAAAGAUUGAAGUCUGAUGAUGGCGAGGUUUCUCAACCUACGUGA